UUUGGCACUUUUAGUUUCUUUGAACUCUCCUCAGCUGUGAACUCAUAAACUGUCACUAUCCUUCGCUCAUCUUAUAAAGCAACGUCUUCACAAUCGGGGUAAGGUCUUUGCUUUUGGAACCGCUUGUGUGUGCCAGAUAUACUUUUAAGCUUACACUUUGGAAAAUGGAGCAUCUGCACGAAGGUCUAAUGGACUUGGAUGAUGGUUUAAGCAUCCUCACCUCUAAGCUUCUCGCUGCCUGGGACUGGAAGACUAAAGACAAGGCCUUCGAAAUGGGACACGAGCUGUCUCCUCGAAGUACGUCUCCAGCAUCCUCUUUUGAUUCUGUCUGUUCUUCUCCAGAGAUGAUGAAUAUCGCAGGAAACCCCUUGACCAGUCUUUCGCAUUCUGCUUUUCAAAGCUAUAAUAACGACGUAGUGGCCGCCGCUGCAAACCACAAACAAACAAACAAACCGAAGAUGUCGACCAAACGUCGGAUGAAAGCCAGCGAGCGAGAGAAAAUGAGAAUGCGGAAUCUGGCGGAUGCCUUGCAUCACCUUCGAGAUUAUUUGCCUCCUGACUACAGCCAAAGAGGACAACCCCUCACCAAAAUCCAGACCCUUAAAUACACCAUCCAAUAUAUAAAUGAACUUUCCGACCUCCUUAGAAAAAAUGGGGAAGGGUUUGCGUAA
Messenger RNA from Acipenser ruthenus (sterlet), 671 nucleotides. It is a transcript of the gene msgn1, whose product is annotated as mesogenin 1. Gene Ontology annotation, cellular component: nucleus. The record is from RefSeq and is a predicted model, not a curated record. The coding region runs from base 165 to 671 and encodes 168 amino acids. Gene Ontology annotation, molecular function: RNA polymerase II cis-regulatory region sequence-specific DNA binding; DNA-binding transcription factor activity, RNA polymerase II-specific; protein dimerization activity. Gene Ontology annotation, biological process: mesoderm formation; regulation of transcription by RNA polymerase II. Lineage: Eukaryota; Metazoa; Chordata; Actinopteri; Acipenseriformes; Acipenseridae. The transcript has a single exon.